UGGCACCAGGCGCAGCUUCCAGCGCGCAGUCACGGCGCAGCUUGGGAACCCGAGCGCCGGGGAACCGCGGGUCCCGCCUCGCUGCAGGAAAGCAGGAGGAAAACGACGCGAUCCGGGUCAAACAAAAGAAUCCGAGGGCCGGGAGGCGGGAGGGCGACUACCUGCUGGAAGCCAGCGUUCCUGCUGGCCCUGCGCACACGCAAACCGGGCCUCCUUUGAUGUUCUGCAACUGAUCACCGGUCAGAUUACGCAUUUCAUCUCCCUGCUCGUCUGCCUUUGAUCUGCGGGCUUAAUUCCAUUUUCCUGGAUUUGAAGUUUUGUCUGGGCUUGUGCUGACAGACAUUUUUGGGAAGGAGAAGCACUUGGCACAGAGGUGCUGCCAAGGAGAAACUCGGGCGCCGAAAGGGUGAGUCCUGGAAAGAGUUCAGCGCGUUGAAGAACCUUCAGCCAGAAAGGCGUUGAGUAAGAACAAUGGCUUUCGAAGUCCUCCUGGAGCGGCAGAAGACACUCUUCCCGAUUCUGGUCUUGCUAACCGGUUUGGCAUGUAAAGGAACGUGUGAAACAGGAGACUGUGGCCAGCAGGAAUUCAGGGAUCGAUCGGGAAACUGUGUUCUCUGCAAGCAGUGUGGGCCUGGCAUGGAGUUGUCCAAGGAGUGUGGCUUCGGCUUCGGGGAGGACGCUCGGUGCGCGAGCUGCCGGCCGCUCCGGUUCAAGGAGGACUGGGGCUUUCAGCAGUGCAAGCCGUGUCUGGACUGCGCGCUGCUGAGCCGCCUCCAGAAGGCCAACUGCUCCGCCACAGCGGACGCCGUCUGCGGGGACUGCCUGCCCGGGUUUUAUAGGAAGACAAUGCUCGUCGGUUUUCAGGACGUGGAGUGUGUGCCUUGCGGGGACCCCCCGCCCCCUUACGAGCCGCACUGUAGCAGCAAGGUCAACCUGGUGAGGAUCCCGUCCACGGCCUCCAGCCCGCGGGACACGGCCCUGGCCGCCGUGAUCUGCAGCGCACUGGCCACUGUCCUGCUGGCCCUGCUCACCCUCUGUGUCAUCUACUGUAAGCGGCAGUUCAUGGAGAAAAAGCCCAGCUGGUCUCUGAGGACACAGGACCCGCGGUACCAGGGCUCUGAACUGUCCUGUUUUGACAGACCUCGGCUCAGCACCUCCGCUCCCCGUGUGUGUUGUCAGUGCCACCGGGACUCCCCUGCGACCUGCGGGCCUGUCCACCUGACCGCAUCCGGGUGCUGUGACGGGGUCUGCAUCGUCGGCCGGGAGACCCCUGGGUGUAGGGUGCAUUCCAAGGCUGCUCACCAGGAGAGGUCCGUAUGUGGCGAGUUCUCAGACGCCUGGCCUCUGAUGCAAAAUCCCAGCUGUGGUGACGACAUCUCUUCUUGCGACUCUUACGCUGGACUCACUGGAGAAGAUGUUCCUUCUCUCAGCCUGGAAGACGGAAGUCCAUCAUCCUUGGACCCCAGCGGGCGUCGGGGGCUGGUCGGCGAGGCUGCUCCAAUUCCAGCUCACCUUGAAGACUUGACGGAGACGACUGAUUUACCGAGACACAGCAACUCACUGCCAGAGCCGGUGCUGACCCAGGACGUGCUCUCGGCCAGAAGCCAGCGAGGUCAGGAGAGAGAGGACCCCCUAAUCUGCCCGCCCACACAUCCCACCAGGUGCAGCAGUGAUGGGCUCCAGUGGGCACAGCGCUGACUUAGGGGGAGCAGGGGGAGCAGAGCUCUCGCCCCCCCAAAAUGCUCCUGCGUAAAUGAGGAGCAUUUCCCUCGCGUACAGUAACACACAGGUGCCCAUGCCUUUCCCCUCCUGAAGUGAGGUCGCUGCCCUCUUGUAAUAAGGUCAGCUCGGACGGCUGCUCUCUGCUGAGGACGUUUGCUCCGUGAAGAGUGGGGUGUUCCAGGGAGGUCAUUAUAAGAGAAGGCUCGUUCCCAAACUCUAAACUUUCUCCAAUAGUUUAACAAAAGUUUUCAAUUGAAAGACAUCUAAGAAUGGCGUUAAUCCCUAUCCAUCUGCGUUCUUUCAAAGAACCGACUGAAGAAUCCUAAAAUCUUUUCUGACAAGUACUUUAACAGAGUGCAACCCGGAAACAAGCUUUAAAUGUUUGAGGUUGAAAAUCAGCAAAAGCAGCAUUUGUUGAUACUGUUCGGGGUACAUUUUCAUCUUUUCAGAACCGUUUGGGCACACUGACUAUAGGUUGUUAGCCAAUCUUUAUUUUGAUUCUCAGAGUUACACGGGUCUCUGGAUACUGGAACACUAUUACCAGACACACACUUGUCCGCAUGGUCUGCGCUCACGUGCGUGCCUAGUGGAGGUUUUGCGCUGUGUGUUUUCGCAGUCACAGCUCAGCUGCUUUAAUUGGGAAGCUGUCAUGUUCAAAGCUUUCCGUCUGUCACUCUUUCAGGAAGCCAGAAGGACUUGCUUCUUCCUGCAGUGAAGUGUCACAUGGGGCCCCAAGGACACUCACUCCUCUGCGUGUGAAUGGCGCACCGCCUGGACCUCGCUCGGCUUCUGGGGGCCAAGAGAAAAUCUGAACCAAACCGAUGGCGUUUUUCAGCCUUUCGCCCAGUGGCUUCUGAGCCAGACCAGCUGUAUGCUGCAACCUCAAGGCACAGGCUCUGGGCCUGUGAACCUCUGCGUCUUUCCCGCACAGGGAACCGCUGUGCUCAGGCCGGACUUCACAGGCCGCUGGGCCUCGUCUGCAGCCUGCGAGCGAGUGUGUGCGCCUAACAAGGAGCACGAGUGCAUUCCUGGUGGGCGCUCUCACAGGACUGCAGACCCGGAGGAUACAUGUGCAUUUGCCUUUUCUUUCCAGAAAUAAUUUCGUACAGCCAAUUAUCCUGCUAGAAGUCAAUGUCAGAUUAGUUACCUUCACCUUUAUGUCAGAUGGGUUCAAAGUGGAGUGUCUACUGACUGAAGGUCACUUUUUCAUCAUCUAAAUAAUUAGCGUAGGAGGUGAGAAUUGACCGCCUACAGCUGCCCGAGUCCUGGGCUUAUUAGAUGAUAUUAACGGUCCUAAUCAGGAAUCAGAAGAGACGUGAUCUUUUCCAGAAUGGACACUCCUCACCUCAGCCACUGUCUAGUAGCAGGAGGGGCCGGAGUCAGGGGAUGUGGCUGGAAAAGGCAGACCAGCCCACCGUCACCCUGAGUUAAAGCCCCCGGACGCUUGCAUCGUUGGUGAGCAGGUUCAUGUGAAAGUCACGAUAAGGGAGCAGCUGUUGCCUCCGUCCCUGUGACUGCGCUUUAAAGACCCAGAGCUUCUCUUUGAUAGGAAAGUGGUAUUUAUAAUUUCCUUUUAUGUGCAUCGAAUUUUAUCCUAAAGGCUUUAGAAAGGACAACACAGCAGGUUUCCCUGCUGCUGAAGCAGCACCGGGUGAGGUGUCUGUGAGACCACGCAGCAUGUUAGAAGCAGAGGAAAAAGCCCAGCUCGUAGGCGGCGUUUAGGUGAACUGUGCGUAACUGCCGUGGCAGUUUGACUAGGGUUGUAGGCUUUCCUCGAUCUCGUAAGCUUCGUCAGCACAGUAACUCCCAUCUCAGCCAGAGGAUGCUGGAGUUAACCGUCCAGUGCUUCUAGGAAGGCGUUCCAUCCCUACCACCUUGGUGUUUCUGUGCUAGAAGUACCCUUAGCGCUACGACAGAAAUAACCCAGCCGUGAACCAGGGGACAGCUCGUUUGCUCUUUCUGUGCCCUGGAGAGGAGUUACUAGAGCAGGGUUUAUUGUCUUCCUGCUUGAACCUGCACGAUCAGCUCUGGUGUUGUCUUUUAACUGAUUACUCUUGGCUCCCUCCCAUUUGCACUUAAAAAAGAAACAGACCUUUGAAUGUACAUGUAUUAGAGAAUGCACAGAAACUUUGUUUCCAAAUUGCCCCCCCCACCCCGCCACGGUCAAAUCAGUGUCUUCUACCUGACAUUUAAACUGAGUGUGAGAAAUCUGCCUUUCCUAGGACAUUUUAACUUCCCUCUUAUCACCCCACACUUUUCUUUCUUUGCAAGGCUUUGAUGAAAUCUCGCAAGGCCUCUUCCUUGUGCUGGAAUUGUUCCUCCAUCCACAGUUGAGGAUUUGCUGUGCGGACACUGGCUUACCCGGGUUUGGUACAUCGUGUGUGUGACCCCGUUCCUUUGACUGAAAUAGGAAAUUAACCAGAGCACUCAUGGUAACGCCAAGCCUUUCGGGUCUACCUGGAACCCAGCCACAGUCGAUUGACUUUUUCUUUUUUCUUUUCCUAUUUUAGCGUAGAGCAGAGGUUCUUAAGCUCUGGUACUCACCAGCUCCUCUGAGACUUGCCUUUAGGAGCCUCAUGUACAGCACUUCGGGUCUGACCACAGGUGUCCAUGAAAACGCAGGUUCCUUGAGUGGCUUCGCCAUAAAUCACGUGGGGCCCGCCUUUGCAGUCUGCUCACUCUUGUUCGGGGGAGGGAUGGUCCAGGUAGGCUAGCGCUGUGUUCCUUUUUGUAACCUGAGUAUGUUUUCCGUAUGUGUAGCCCUCAUUAACUCCAAAGGCACAUGCUUGCGGGAUAAAGCUAAGGUUGAUGGGGAAUGAGACUUCAGCCCCAGAUCCUAAAACAUCACUUUGGAUCUGUAGAGAACCACCUAGGGUUAAAAACUGAUUUCCUGUGAUACCGCACUUGAAAAGUCCUGGGUUAUGUUUAUCAAGAUGGAGACAUUGUACCACCACCUGCUACCGGAACACUCCGUGAUGUUAUAGUCUGUGCUCUUUGUAAAUACUGGAGAAAACCAUCCAGUUACCAUUUCACAUCAUUAGAAUAACCUGGGGCACUCAGGCUUGGCUGAGAGGGUGCUGGUGCCAGGAAGACCCCAUCAGGCAAUAACAGGGCUGGAGCGUGAGUCCCUGUGACUUUCAGCUCCGCAGAAACACGUCACCACGGAUGCGACUAGUAUUUGGAGAGCAACCGCGUAAAGGCAUGGAUUUCCUGAUUUUGUGUAUAUGGAGCACAUUUUUCAAAUACAGGUUUUUUCUACUUUAGGUGAAGUAUUACUGUUGCUAGGUUAAGCACUGUUGUCUGUGCUAGUACAAAAAUAGGACAGGAGCAUCUCCAUCGUUGCUUUAGGGCAGUCAGAUCGCACCAGUUUAGAGUGCGUCGUCACUGUUUUGCCUACUGGGACUUACGAAUUUGUAAAUUUUGGUUUUCUCACACAAACCGUUUUGUAAGACCUUUUUUUUUAUUUGUGAAUAAAAUUGCUACCUGGUA
Molecule: messenger RNA, 5211 nt
Organism: Camelus dromedarius (Arabian camel)
Lineage: Eukaryota; Metazoa; Chordata; Mammalia; Artiodactyla; Camelidae
Gene: TNFRSF19
Product: TNF receptor superfamily member 19
Exons: 9
Coding region: 472-1698 (408 amino acids)
Biological process (GO): positive regulation of canonical NF-kappaB signal transduction; positive regulation of JNK cascade
Cellular component (GO): plasma membrane
Molecular function (GO): signaling receptor activity; protein binding
Source: RefSeq, a predicted model, not a curated record